AUGAAGUACGAAAACUAUGAUCCUUGUUUCCCUGAGCAGCCGGUUGUCGAUUUAUACCUACCGGUGUGGGCUAAACUUCCGGCAUUUAAGCACAAGCCGGCCUUCAUUUGGGUCGAAGAUAGCCCUGAUGGAGUGUCCAGUUGCUCGUCGUCUCUAACUUACGAGCAGCUGAACAAUACAGUACAGUCGAUUUCCGAGCAACUUCAGCUACAAAGAGGUGACACUGUCGUGAUUUUAUGUGCACCCGGGCUCGACCUUGUAGAGAUAAUCUUUGCCUGUAAAAGAGCAGGCCUUUUGGCUGUUCCUAUAAUCCCUCCACACCCUUCUUUUGCCAAUGAUAAUUACCACCACCUUGUCAGGGUUUUGUCCCAGACAAGGCCUAAAGCAGCCUUGGCCCUCCGGGGUUAUAUUGAUCAUGUUCGACUGUAUCUAUCUUCCUCGACCAAUAAGAGACUUUCCGAGCUUUUACAGAAGCUUCAAUGGAUUCCCAUUGAGGAAAUAAAGGCUGGGAAAGUUAACGUUCAACGGAAUUUAUCAUCAUACAAUGGUUGUAAGCCUGAUGAUUUGUACUUAAUUCAGUACACUUCUGGUGCUACCGGGAUUCCUAAACCGGUUCUCUUGACAGCAGGAGCAGCAGCCCACAAUGUUAGAACAGCUAGAAAAGCCUACGAUCUUCAUCCAAAUAGUGUAAUAGUCUCUUGGUUGCCUCAGUAUCAUGAUUGUGGGCUUAUGUUUCUGUUACUCACCGUAAUAUCAGGUGCUACAUGCGUGUUAACAUCGCCUACUGCGUUCAUAAACCGGCCUAGGCUAUGGCUCGAGUUGAUCACACAGUAUAAGGCAACUUGUACACCAGUUCCGUCCUUCACUUUGCCACUUGUUGUUAAGCGUGGGGGUUUCGAAACCGGAAUCAUUCCUAUACGUCUCUGGAGCAUGAAGAACCUGAUUAUCAUCAACGAACCAAUCUACAAGGCUGCAAUUGAAGAAUUUAUUGAAGUUUUCAAGCCUUUCGGGCUUAAUCCUGCGUGCAUCUCUCCAUCCUACGGCUUAGCCGAAAACUGUACUUUCGUGUCCACGGCAUGGAGAAGUGGAAAUAAUGGCAAUUUCCCAAUUUACAACAAGCUCUUGCCCAGUGCAAGACUGCAAGCUUCUUCAAGACAAUACGAAGAAGAAGACAUCGAAAUUUUAGUCGUGAACGAAGAAACUCACGAGCUUGUUGAUGAUGGAAUUGAAGGAGAAAUAUGGAUUUCAUCACCGAGCAAUGCCAAUGGAUACCUCAGCCACCCUUCGUUAACAAGAGAAGUAUUCAAUGUCAGAAUCAAAAACAAACUCACUGGGAACUUCGUUCGAACAGGAGAUAGGGGAAUUGUCAUAGGCCAAGAUCGAUACUUAUACGUUAUAGGGCGAUGUUCCGACAUCAUUAAACUCUCGAAUCGGCGAGAAAUCCAUCCUCAUUACGUCGAAACCACAGCUUAUAAUUCAAGUCCGAAUCUCCUCCGACCUGGCUGUCUUGCAGCAUUCCAGGUUUCAACAACAAUAGUCAUUGUUGCAGAGUUGCAGAAAACUCAAUCCGACGCAGAUUUUUCCCGGAAAAUUUGUGAAGAAAUAAGAAAAUCUGUGAUCGAGGAAGAGCAAAUUGAAGUGGGUUUGGUGGUUCUUGUGAAAUCUAGUCAUCUCCCGAAAACUACUUCUGGGAAGAUACAAAGAUGGGCUGCAAAGUAUAAACUGAAAGAGGGUGGAAUGAACGUAAUUAUGCAGAUGAAAUUUGACAAUCAUGCACGAAAUUUAACGUUGUUUAAUGCAAUAAUUCCUGGGAACGAAGAAGAAGAUAAAAGGAUGAAGAUUUCAGUGGGUGAAGAGGAUCAUCUUUCUCUGCGUUCUUCUUUGUAG
Messenger RNA from Fraxinus pennsylvanica, 1887 nucleotides. NCBI's taxonomy places the organism in Eukaryota, Viridiplantae, Streptophyta, Magnoliopsida, Lamiales, Oleaceae. The record is from the annotation of a GenBank genome assembly.